CCCGUUGAUGUUCUGGGAGAGAAUGAAGCGCUGCAGCAGUUCUUUGACGGAUGCCAGGAUAUGAGUGGGGUCCUGGAGAGUGCUGUGGUGGACACCAGCAUACUGGAACAGUACCUCAGCAACGACAUGGACCCAACAUUCAUGUUACCAGAGUCACCACCAGAUUCUGGUUCAGAACCGUGUUCACCUCCGCAAAUACCAGACGUGAGCUACGGCUACCAGGAAGUGUUCCAGACAGUGACACGUCCUCCAGCCUCACUGUGCCGAUAUAAAGAGCUGGCACCACAACCCCCACCACACCCAGGACUGCCAUACCACCAGGGGCUGACUAACUCUUACACCAAGGCAGGCACAUCUCCAGGCUCACUGCCCCACAACCCCCUCCACCACCCCCACUACCUGAGCCCAGGGGAGAGCUAUAUACAGUCUAACACUGCCCCCACACCGCCAGUCCACCACAAGGCUCCCCAGCAGCAUCAGCCUCCUCCAUGCCAGGGCCUGGCAGACAGCUACCCCAGGGCCAACGCACCCCCGGUCCCAGAACUACCUCCAGGCCAAGCCCCAUACCUAGCCUCAGGCCUCGGGCUGCCCUCAUCCUGCCUACUACCUGUGCCUGGAUGCCCUUCAGAACCAGGAUAUUCAUACCUGCCUCCCACAGCUGGUCAAUACACAGGGCUUAUAUUGCCUGACUGUAGGAAGAGAAGACUAACAGAACCCCUUGAGGUACAGAACCAUUUAGCGGCUGUUCCUCUAGCAGGGGGCUCCGAGAGGGGAGGCGGUGACGUCCCGUCCUAUGACAGUGACGGGGCCACAGAGAGCAGCUCUGGGAUGGGGACCUAUCAGCUCCUCACCUGGGAUCGCUACCAGCCUGGCCUGUGGACACCGCUCUACAACAGUAACUAUGACAUCCUCCCUUCUCCCGGUUACCAUGUGGACACCGAUAAAGGUUUCAACUACUCCACAGCUGACGAGUCCUUCGUGUGUCAGAAAAAGAACCACUUUCAGGUCACAGUUCACGUAGGGAUGGCCGGAGACCCCCUGUACGUCAAAACACCCAACGGCCCUGCGCCGAUAGAGAGCUUCCACAUCAAGGUGUUUGGCGUGAAGCUUGAGGCACAGACUCACAAAGUCACCAUAGAGCAGUCCCAGCCGGAUCGCAGCAAGAAGCCAUUCCUGCCAGUCAAAGUGAGUCUACCAGGGGACAAGAUCACUAGAGUUACUCUGGGAAGACUGCACUUCAGUGAGACCACUGCCAACAACAUGAGGAAAAAGGGUAAACCCAACCCUGACCAGAGGUACUUCCUGAUGGUGGUGGGUCUGUAUGCCACAGUGAGGGAAGAGAGUUACCUGCUGAUAGCGUUCAUGUCAGAGAGGAUCGUAGUCAGGGCGUCGAACCCGGGCCAGUUUGAGAACGACAGUGAGGUGUUGUGGCAACGAGGACAGGCUCCGGACGCGGUGGUGUGCCAGGGGAGGGUGGGCAUCAACACAGACCCCGAUGAAGCCCUGGUGGUCUGUGGCAACGCUAAGAUCAUGGGGCAGGUUAUGCAUCCCUCCGACAGCCGCGCAAAACACAACAUACAAGAGGUGGAUUCAACAGAACAGUUGAAGAGAAUAUCUCAGAUGAGGAUUGUGGAGUAUGACUACAAGCCUGAGUUCGCCUCAGAGAUGGGGAUCGAUCACAUACAUGAAACGGGCGUCCUAGCCCAGGAGGUGAAGGAGCUGCUGCCCACUGCUGUCAAAGUGGUGGGGGACAUCACCUGCAGCGACGGAGAGAGGAUACGCAACUUCCUCAUGGUGGACAAAGAGCAGAUCUUCAUGGAGAAUGUAGGGGCUGUGAAGCAGCUGUGCAAGGUGACUGACAACCUGGAGAACAGGAUUCAGGAGCUGGAGGGGUGGAACACAAGGUCAGCCAAGCUAAAGGACAUGGGCAGCCCUGCUAACAGCAGAAACCCUGCUAACAGCAGCACUAAAGGGAAAAUAAACAGACACAGCAGUGUUCCACCACCACAGAAGCCAACACCUCUCAAAUCUGUCAAGGCAAAGUUCCACCGCUGCUUAAAACACAAGUUUGUUCAAGUCAGCGUGAUCAUUCUGGCAGCAACAAUGGCUUUCUGUUCUAUUGCCAUCACAGCUCUCUACAUGCUGACUCUGAGAGACGACGCCGGCAUGCUGCUUCCUGGAAACACCAACGAGACUACUGUGCAUCCUCUCUACACCACAACAGUCAGGACGACCUCAGUAAACCCAACAACCACCCCUGUCCCGUGGACCCCUGAUGUGGACUUCUGUAGCCUGAUCUACUGUGAAGAAGUGUUCUGCUGUCCCACUACAGCCUCCAUGGAUAAUACCAGCACCAUCUCUCCUGUCCUCCUCUCCUCCACUGUAUCUCCCACUACCAGGCCCUCUCUAGCAGAUAAAGGGAAAGACAAAUUCAAUGAAGAAAUCAAAGGUGCCGGAGAUUGGACAAACACAACAAUAAAGUCUUUUUUCAUCAAAGAAAACGAACAGAUCAUUGACUCUCGGUACUGUGAGAGGGGAAGCUGCGGGUCAGGAAACUACUCCUUCCAAAUCCCUAUCAGCAAGUUCGUCCCCACCAACAUGCGUGUCACUGUCCAGAUGAAUACCACAGAGCUGCUGGUUGUCCACCUGUGUCAUAAUGAUGAGAUGUUUAAAUGCUCUGCCUUGAUGGACCACGAUCAAACCAACGAAGAAUACAAUUUCAUAAAUACACAGGGCUACGUCCAUGAAUGGCCUCUGCCAGUGUCUCGAUUCUACAGGAGCUCCUACCACUUCCGCUCAGCAGUGGCUGUAAGAACUAAAAGAUUUCUCCAAUGUGUCCUUUCCUAA
Oncorhynchus keta (chum salmon) is the source of this 2847-nucleotide messenger RNA. RefSeq names its product myelin regulatory factor-like protein. Gene Ontology annotation, molecular function: DNA-binding transcription factor activity; sequence-specific DNA binding. Gene Ontology annotation, cellular component: nucleus; endoplasmic reticulum membrane. NCBI's taxonomy places the organism in Eukaryota, Metazoa, Chordata, Actinopteri, Salmoniformes, Salmonidae. The record is from RefSeq and is a predicted model, not a curated record. Gene Ontology annotation, biological process: positive regulation of DNA-templated transcription; protein autoprocessing.